This is a messenger RNA of Argiope bruennichi, 3159 nucleotides long. RefSeq lists its product as uncharacterized. Lineage: Eukaryota; Metazoa; Arthropoda; Arachnida; Araneae; Araneidae. The coding region runs from base 491 to 1501 and encodes 336 amino acids. The transcript is spliced from 11 exons. The record is from RefSeq and is a predicted model, not a curated record.
AGAAACCUUGCAUAUAUCAGCGCGAUUACUCGGCUGUAUUUCCAGAGUUUCAGAUGGGCUACGUGUGAAUGCUCUGUUGGGCCGUCAGGUUUCUGCAUGUGUCUCGCUCGCGGGCAGUCUCCCGUAAUUUGAGUUCUUAUCUCCACCACUCGAGGCAUGUCAAGAGAUAUUAAUAUAUUAAUGAAUAUUAAAGAGAUUCUGUUUGAAGAUGAGGAUAUGCCCCUUCAUGAUUCUGAUGACGAGAGUACUUUUUUUUUAUCAAUUGAAGCUACUCGUUGGAUGCACCCAGGAAUUCUUUCAAGCCUCUGAGUUUUUUUAAAACCUACCUUCACAGUUUGGAAGUGGAUGUAUCUGAAGAGAUUGAGGAAGAGGAUUUGGAUGAAGCUACAUUCAAGAAAAAUCCAGACGACUCAACAAGCGCCAUCAAUGCGAGCAAAUUGUUUUCCUGGCUGGAAUUAUCUCGGCGAGACUUUCAUCCAGUGUAAGAUGAAUGACCUUGCAGACAAUAGUGGCUACUGUCCAAAGGCUGUUUGGAAUUUUAAUAGUGAGAACUAUUGCAAAUAUGGCUCCUACUGACCUGAUGCGAUUCUGCAUAUUUUUCUCCUGGACUGGACAGGCCUAUCUCCACUUCACUGCUGCCAGUAUCGGAUUUCACCGUAGAAAAAGUUAUGGCUGCAAUAAUGAAAGUUUUGAGAUUGACAUCGUAACAGUAAGAAGACUUCUUGGUGCAGGAAGAAACCGAAAGGUUUGCAAUAUUGAAUUUGAUCGUAUCAAGAAACGAUCAAUUAUUAGUGUUCCUUAUGAUCCUUUAGGCUUGUUGUGCAAAGGCCAUAGUAUUUGCUUGGAAAAAAAUCAACAGGCCAUAAAUGCAAUGAGGAAUCAUAAACUUCACCCUCCCUUAGAAAAUAGGGCUCGAGAACUGCACAGGUCAGCAGGAGUUCCAUUAGGCACCUGUGCAUUCAAAGAAGUUGCUUUAUUCGAGAAUCAUCUAGAUGUUCAGGUGGUUGUGAUAUCCUCUAAAAACUUGAAUCAAGUCGCUUAUAAAGAACGUUAUAGAUCAACAAGAAUUAGUUUUUGGCUGCAUGAUGGACAUUAUGAUAUAAUAAAAUCGUUGAAAUGUUUUUAUGGUACUGAUCACUACUGUGAAAAGUAUGAUGGAGCUUUUCAAUCGAUAGAAAAUCAUCGAUGUCCUAAUGCAUGCCAUAUAUUUCUGAAAUGUAGCUGCAUUUUGACUGAGCCCAAAAGACGACUUGAUUGCAACAGUCUAUGCCAAUCAGAACAAUGUUUCACUGCACAUAAAGCACUGGUAGGAAAUCAGAUGCUUUCUAUAUGUGAGCGGAUGUAUCAAUGCAGACUGUGCUGUGCUAUUCGUCGACGAGACUGUUCUUUCAGCAUUUAUGUGGCACCCAAAACUGUCCCUCAUGCCAUAGAUUUGAGGUGUCAUCUGAAUAUCUCUGCUGUCUACAAAGAGAGUCUCCAAAGUCACCCUGUGAAAAGCUGAUAUUUUUUUGAUUUCGAAACAGAUCAAUUUUCGGGAGAGCACAUUGUGAACGCAGAUGGCAGAGAAACAGUAUUUAAGGGCUACUCGUCAUUACAGGAAUUUUGUGCCUGGCUUUUUGCUCCGGUUCAUAAAGGCUCUACGGCCAUAGCACAUAACAUGAAGAGAUUUCAUGGACAGUUUAUAACUGGCUGGUUACUGCAGCAAGGCAUUGCUCCGGAUGUAAUACAGAAUGGAUCAAAAUUAAUGUCCAUCAAACAUUCAUCAUUGGACAUAACAAUUAUUGAUUCAAUGAGUUUUCUCCCGAUGGCAUUAUCUAAGCUAACAAGCUGCUUUGCAUUGAACACGUUGAAGAAAGGUUACUUCCCUCAUCUCUUCAAACUGAGGGAAAACCCAAAUUAUGCUGGAUUGGACCUUUAUGGCGGAAGAGCCAAAGCUGACUAUGCUGCGCCAAAAGAAAUCAAAAUUAUGUUUGAUAUCUUCCCAGUCAGCAGUAUUACUGUCCGGAUACGAUGAUUCUUCCAGCAAGAAAAAAAUCUACAUAUUGGCACUUAGAUCAUCAAAAUGAUCAAUUCGAUUUUCAAAAAGAAAUAUUAGAAUACUGCCGCUCGAAUGUAGACCUAUUGCGUCGUUAUUGCCAAAUAUUUAGGGAAGAGUUUUUGAAAAUUGCUUAUGUAGAUCCAUUCCAGUACGUAACUAUCGCAUCAGCUUGCAUGGCUGCGUAUAGAAACGAAACACAUAACGAACGACACGAUCGCAAUGGUGCCAUCGUGUCUAUAUUAGUGGAGAGAAUUACUGCCCUGAUGCGAUUCGUUGGCUGGAUUAUAUAUCUUCUUCUGAAGGUAUAGAAAUCCAGCAUUCGCUAAAUAAGAAUGGCGAAAGAAAAAUCGGAUGUGUCUUGGUAGAUGGAUACUGUGAAGAGACAAAAACAGUGUAUCAAUACCAGUUUAAAGACAUAUCUUCCAACACCGGAAGUAGCCGCUAUUAAUUGGGAAUUCAGGAAAGAAUUUCUGUCUCAAGACGCUUCAACCAAUGUAUUCCUCGCUUCCUUCACCACAGCUUGGGCGCGCAUAUAAUUUUAUGAUGAAUAUGGAGAAGUUGGGAAGAAAUGUUCUUUAUCACGAUACAGAUUCGAUCACUUAUGCAAGCGAUGGCACGAACGAUCCUCCCCUGGGAAAUUUUCUUGCAGAGUUCAUGGGUGAACUGGAUGGUGACACUAUAACAACUUUUAUUUCUGAUGGACCAAAAAAAUAUGCCUUCAAAGCAUAAAGUGGAGAAACAUGCUGCAACAUCACUUUAAAUUCUAGAAAUGUUAAAAAAAAAUAAAUUUUGAAGGCAUGGAAGCAUUGGGACAAAAUAUGGAUCACAAAAGAACAACAAUACCUCUUGAAAGCCCAAAUAAAAUCACCAGAGAUGCCAAAAGAAGAAAAGUGAUCAUUAGAAAAGAAAUAAAAACAUACUGGAUGGUGUAUGAUAAGAGAAUAAUACAAAAAGAUUAUUCUACACUUCCAUAUGGGUAUUAAGAACAAAGUGAAAAUAAUUUUUACUUUUGUUUCAUAUCAAUACACUUGUUCAUAAUAUUACUUUUUCGUUAAAAAAAAUAUUAGAUAAAAAAAUGUUGCUCAUGAUCAUGUUGUUUUCUCAUGCUCAUGAGAAAAAAA